AUGUCCAAAAUAGAAUCUAGAAAAGUGCCUAUCCCACCGCACCGGAUGACGCCCUUAAAAAACGUGUGGACCAAAAUAUACCCCCCUUUAGUCGAGCAUUUGAAAUUGCAAGUGCGCAUGAACUUAAAGACAAAGUCGGUCGAGCUACGAAGUACCAAGACCACCGUGGACGGCGGCUUGCAGAAAGGAGCAGAUUUCAUCAAGGCAUUCACAUUGGGGUUCGACGUGGACGACGCUAUUGCCUUGUUGAGACUAGACGACUUGUACAUUGAAACUUUUGAAAUCAAAGACGUCAAGACAUUAACCGGGGACCAUUUGAGCAGAGCUAUAGGCAGAAUCGCGGGAAAAGAUGGAAAGACCAAGUUUGCCAUUGAAAACGCCACGAGAACAAGAAUAGUGUUGGCCGACUCCAAGAUCCACAUAUUGGGCGGGUUCACCCACAUCCGCAUGGCGAGAGAAUCCGUGGUCUCGUUGAUCUUGGGGUCUCCUCCUGGAAAAGUCUACGGCAAUUUGCGAACAGUGGCUAGUAGAUUAAAAGAACGGUAUUGA
Messenger RNA from Lodderomyces beijingensis, 549 nucleotides. The record is from the annotation of a GenBank genome assembly. Lineage: Eukaryota; Fungi; Ascomycota; Pichiomycetes; Serinales; Debaryomycetaceae.